Penicillium paradoxum is the source of this 1623-nucleotide messenger RNA. Its product is annotated as sugar porter family MFS transporter. Gene Ontology annotation, molecular function: carbohydrate:proton symporter activity. The transcript is spliced from 2 exons. Gene Ontology annotation, cellular component: membrane. The record is from RefSeq and is a predicted model, not a curated record. Lineage: Eukaryota; Fungi; Ascomycota; Eurotiomycetes; Eurotiales; Aspergillaceae. Bases 1 to 1623 code for a protein of 540 amino acids. Gene Ontology annotation, biological process: transmembrane transport; carbohydrate transport.
AUGGCUUACAAGAUCACUAAUAUCUAUGUCAUCACCGCGGUGGCCGUCAUUGGCGGUGCACUAUUCGGUUUCGAUAUCGCUUCCAUGUCCGCCAUUCUUGGCACCCAACAAUACAAAUGCUUCUACAACCAAACCGGUGUUAACGCAGAUGGCAAGUGUGGUGGCCCUACCUCUGCCAACCAAGGUGGUAUCUCAGCUGCCAUGCCUGGUGGCUCUUGGGUCGGCGCCCUGGUUUCCGGUUUCGUGACUGACUACUUGGGACGUCGUGGUGCCAUUCAGUCUGGCUCAGUCAUUUGGUGCAUUGGUAGUGCUAUUGUGUGUUCAUCCUUCUCAAUUGCCCAACUCGUUGUGGGCCGUUUCAUCAACGGACUCUCCGUCGGAAUCCUCAGCGCCCAGGUCCCUGUCUACGUCGCCGAGUUAGCCCAGCCCAGCAAGCGUGGCCAAGUCGUUGGAGCACAGCAGUGGGCCAUCACAUGGGGUAUCCUGAUCAUGUUUUACGUCUCAUAUGGCUGUAGCUUCGUCUCGGGCAACGCCGCAUGGCGUACCCCAUGGGGCUUGCAGAUGGUUCCUGCCGGCCUGCUUUUCGGUUUGGUCUUCUUGCUUCCAGAGAGUCCACGUUGGUUGGCCAAGAAGGAUCGCUGGGAGGAGGCUCAUGAAGUUUUGGCUUCGGUCCAUGCCAAAGGCGAUCGCAAUGCUCCCUUCGUCCAAACUGAGUUGCAAGAAAUCCGCGAGAUGGUUGAGUUUGAGCGUGACAAUAAGGAUGCAUCCUAUCUCGAUCUCUUCAAGGGCAACAUGAUCUACCGGACCCACCUCGGUAUGUUCACCCAAGUUUGGUCUCAACUUACCGGAAUGAACGUUAUGAUGUUGUACAUCACCUAUGUCUUCGGUAUGGCUGGCCUCAGUGGAAACUCCAAUCUCGUCGCAUCCUCGAUUCAAUACGUCAUCAACGUGGUUAUGACCAUUCUUGCCUUGCUCUUCAUUGAUCGUUGGGGUCGUCGCACUCCCCUCUUGGUCGGUUCCACUCUCAUGAUGACCUUCAUGUUCGCCAACGCUGGAAUCAUGGCAUCCUAUGGCAGGCCAGCUCCAGAGGGCGGCCUUGAUGGAGUCGCCGAACAGUCAUGGGAUCUCUCCGACGCUCCUGCAGCUGCUAAGGGAGUCAUCGCUUGCACCUAUCUCUUCGUCGCCAGUUACGCACCCACAUGGGGUCCUGUUAGCUGGAUCUAUCCGCCUGAGCUCUACCCACUGCGCCUUCGUGGUAAGGCUGUCGCCCUAUCGACCUCAUCCAACUGGAUCUUCAACUUCGCCCUGUCGUACUUCGUCCCACCCGCGUUUGAGAACAUCAAAUGGAAGGUGUACUUGGUCUUUGGAGUAUUCUGCUUCGCAAUGACCGUCCAUGUCUUCUUCGCCUUCCCCGAAACCGCCGGCAAGACCCUGGAAGAGGUGGAGACCAUGUUCACGACCCCUGGUCUCGUACCCUGGAAGACAACAGUACAAUAUCAACAUGUUCGCAGGAUGGAGCGGGGAGCUCUCCAGUCUGAGAAACUGGCGGAUGUUCGUGCCGAGGAGGGAGAGGUUGUUCCGAAGUCUAGAGAUAAGGAGACAAACACUUCUCAGGUUGAAUAG